GGGGGGUAGGCCCUGCCCGGCCGAGCCAUGGCGGAGAUCCGGGUGUUCCCCCUCUCCUGCGUGGUCCAGAACUAUUCCUGGGGGAAGGUGGGCCUGGAGAGCGAGGUGGCCAAGCUGGUGGCCAGUGGUGACCCCCUGGUCCAGAUCCAGCCUGACCAGCCCUACGCCGAGCUGUGGAUGGGCGCGCACCCCCGGGGCGAUGCCGUCAUCCGGGAUAACCGCAUCCCCCAAAAAACCCUGGGCCAGUGGAUCGCUGACAACCCUGCCUGCCUCGGGGCCAAGGUGAAGGACACCUUCCAGGGACAGCUGCCCUUCCUGUUCAAGGUGCUGUCGGUCAACACCGCCCUGUCCAUCCAGGCGCACCCCAACAAGGAGCUGGCAGCGAAGCUCCAUGCCCAGUUCCCUGAGCACUAUCCCGAUGCCAACCACAAGCCCGAGAUGGCCAUUGCCCUCACCCCCUUCGAGGGCAUGUGUGGCUUCCGGCCCGUGGAGGAGAUUGUCUCCUUCCUCCAGAAUGUCCCUGAGCUUCGGGCACUGAUCGGGGAGGUGGCAGCGGAGCAGCUGGAGCGCAGUGGGAGCGACGACCCCCGCGGGGUCUCGGCCGCCCUCCGCGUGUGCUUCACCCGCCUCAUGAAGAGCGAGAAGAAGUUCUUUGUGGACCAGCUGAACAUGCUGGUGAAGAGGAUUUCCCAGGAAGCGGCGGAGGGGAAGGACACGUUGGGGAGCAACGGGGACCUGCUGCUGCGCCUGCACUCCCAGUACCCCGGGGACAUUGGCUGCUUCACCAUUUAUUUCCUGAACCUGGUAAGACUGGAGCCAGGGGAGGCCAUGUUCCUGGGAGCCAACGAGCCCCAUGCCUACCUGCACGGAGACUGCGUGGAGAUCAUGGCGUGCUCGGAUAACACGGUGCGUGCCGGGCUCACUCCCAAGUUCAUCGAUGUGCUCACCUUGUGUGAGAUGCUCAACUACACACCAGCACCCAGCAGCUCCAAGAUCUUCCCAGCAGCACAGAGCCAGCUCGAUCCCCACGUCUACCUCUAUGACCCACCUGUGCCAGACUUCACCAUCAUGAGGAUAGAGAUCCCUGCCUCCAUCAAGCUGUACCUCAUUUCUGCCAUGGACUCUGCCAGCAUCUUGCUGGUGAUCCAAGGGACAGCCGUGGGCACCUCCACAGCCGCAGCCUCCGAGAUGUCCCUGCAGCGUGGCUCCGUGCUCUUCAUCUCGGCCAACGAGAGCAUCUCCCUCCACCUCUCCUCACCCGACGGGAUGCUGCUCUUCCGAGCCUGCUGCCUCCUCUGAGCACCAUUUGGGACACUUCCUCCACAACACUCCGUGUUUUGAGUAGAUAGAAACUGGUGUGGGCAAAGUCUUCUCGCUUGAAAGUUUUCCCUCCAGCUAUUAAAUCCCCAAACCAGCCCUGAUGUAUAGAAAGAGCAAUUCCGUGGAUUGACUCCUUGAAUGUUGUGCAGAGCAGGCUGAGGCUUUCUGCUGCUUCUGGGUGGGCUCUUCCCAAGCCUAGCUGAUGGCAGCUAAUGUCACCUUUCCCUGGCUGUAAAA
This is a messenger RNA of Cinclus cinclus, 1557 nucleotides long. RefSeq names its product mannose phosphate isomerase (gene MPI). Gene Ontology annotation, molecular function: mannose-6-phosphate isomerase activity; zinc ion binding. The record is from RefSeq and is a predicted model, not a curated record. Gene Ontology annotation, cellular component: cytosol. Gene Ontology annotation, biological process: GDP-mannose biosynthetic process; carbohydrate metabolic process. The coding region runs from base 28 to 1299 and encodes 423 amino acids. The transcript has 8 exons. NCBI's taxonomy places the organism in Eukaryota, Metazoa, Chordata, Aves, Passeriformes, Cinclidae.